Cavia porcellus (domestic guinea pig) is the source of this 3411-nucleotide messenger RNA. RefSeq names its product adenylate kinase 3 (gene Ak3). Gene Ontology annotation, biological process: nucleobase-containing compound metabolic process. The transcript has 5 exons. Lineage: Eukaryota; Metazoa; Chordata; Mammalia; Rodentia; Caviidae. Gene Ontology annotation, molecular function: ATP binding; AMP kinase activity. The coding region runs from base 113 to 796 and encodes 227 amino acids. The record is from RefSeq and is a predicted model, not a curated record. Gene Ontology annotation, cellular component: cytoplasm; mitochondrion.
GAGCCCGGGCGUCUCGCCGCCGCCUGCUCGCAACGCAGCGCAGCGCAGCCAGCCGGCCGGGCGGGCGCGGAGCCCGGAGCGCGCAGGCCAGGCCGAAGCCUCCCCGGCAGCCAUGGGGGCGUCCGCGCGGCUGCUGCGCGCAGUGAUCAUGGGGGCCCCGGGCUCCGGCAAGGGCACCGUGUCGUCGCGCAUCGUCCAGCACUUCGAGCUGAAGCACCUCUCCAGCGGCGACCUGCUGCGGCAGAACAUGCUGCAGGGCACAGAAAUUGGUGUGUUAGCCAAGACCUUCAUUGAUCAAGGGAAGCUCAUCCCAGAUGAUGUCAUGACUCGGCUGGCCCUGCAUGAGCUGAAAAAUCUCACCCAGUAUAACUGGCUGUUGGAUGGUUUCCCAAGGACACUUCCACAGGCAGAAGCCCUGGACAAAGCUUAUCAGAUAGACACCGUGAUUAACCUGAAUGUGCCCUUUGAGGUCAUUAAACAACGACUCACUGCUCGCUGGAUUCAUCCAGCCAGCGGCAGAGUCUACAACAUUGAAUUCAACCCUCCCAAAACUGUGGGUAUUGAUGACCUGACUGGAGAACCUCUGAUUCAACGUGAGGAUGACAAACCAGAGACAGUGAUUAAGAGACUCAAGGCUUACGAAGCCCAAACAGAGCCAGUCUUGGAAUAUUACCAGAAAAAAGGGGUGUUGGAAACAUUUUCUGGAACAGAAACCAACAAGAUCUGGCCGCAUGUAUAUGCUUUCCUACAGACAAAAGUUCCACAAACAAACCAGAAAGCCUCAGUUACUCCAUGAAAGCAAAGCAUGUCACUAGUAAGAUGAGAAGAAACUCUUCUGUGCCUUUAGCAACUUCUGUUUUCUAAGACUCAAGCAUGUAUGAAUUCUUUGAAAAUUGUUUAAAUUACUGAUUUUAUUUUGUGUAUUACUAAGGAUGUGCCAAAUGAAUCAGAUACUAAGACUGAUCUUUUGAAAUUGUCUAGUAUGUUUUAUCCAUGUCUUUUUUUAGGCGUGUAAUUAAAAACACCAGGUAUGUUUAAAAAAAGUUUUAAAAAGUAAAAUUAAAAGAGCAAUUGGUAGUAAUUUUUUUGUUCAGUACUUGAUAUAUCAAAUUUUCCUAUUUUUGGAGAAGUAAAAAUACUGUGUGUCACUUGGGGAAAAUAUCAUGAAACUUUUGCAGAAUGAUUAAAAACAAAAAAUAAAACCAGAAACAUUUUCUAGUCCUGUGGAAUAUGCUUUUGUGAGACAGUAUAUCUAUAGUUUCCUGAUAUAUAAUUAUAGAAAAAAAGCAAUGGGAUUUAUAGAUGUUGCAAGAUGCAAAUUCAUUGUUGCCUUUAUACUAAUAAACAUAAGUUAGCUAUCUAUGCUGUAUUUAUUUUGUCUUUAGACAUACUUUUGGCUCACUCAGAAUUCUCAAUUUGCUAUAAAAAUAUAAUAAUUAGGAUAUAAGAAAUUAGCUUCUUUUCUUUUGAAAAUACAUGUGUGCUGAAGGAUAUGAUUUAUGUCAAAAAUGACAAAAUUCUUUUUUUUUUUUUUGGUCUUUUUGAGACAGGGUUUCGCCAUGCAGUUCAGGCUGGCCUUGAACUCACUUUGUAGCCCACACUGGUCUCAAACUCACAGCAAUCCUCCUGUCUCAGCCUCCCAAGUGAUGGGAUUACAGGUGUACGCCACCACAACUGGCAACAGAAUUCUUAGAUCAGCACCAACAGUGAAUGUAUUUUGUGGAAGAUAUAAUCAGGUUUUCUUAGUUAGGUUAAGAAAUACAGGAUCUACUUACCAGUUUCUUUUUAACUCAAAUGUAUAAUUUACCUUGGCAAACGACAAAUUAUAGUACAAAGAAAAAUUUUAAAAGUUGGCACUAUGUCAAGUAAGCAUACUUUGUUAUUAAGGGACUAUAAAUAGAUCAGCCAUGCCAGCAGGAUACUCCCUUGAUAGUAACACAACCAUAAUUAGUAAACAGGUACAGCAAUAAAAAGAAUAGAUAUGAUAAGUUAGAAAAAGAUUAGAUAAGUAACUGAGUUCCCUGAAGGAGAUCUUUACUUCUAAUCAAAGAUAUGUGCUAGUGGUCACUGCCAUAGUAAAAGAAUCUUGCUAGUGUCCUCUGAGCAGCCAUUUAAAAAACAAAUUGAUGGGUUUCCUUAUUGGGCAACAAGGAUGCCUACUCAUGUGAUGUGGCCUGGUGGAAAACAGGGCAAUCUGAGAAGCAGAGGAAAAACCCAACUGCAUUUUCCAUGUGAUACUCUUAAUUUACUUGGUGCUAAAACAAAUGGAUUAAGCACUUAUACCAGCCUUUUAAUGGGCAUUUUAAGAAUUUGGCCCAUUUUACUCCAGGCAUUUAAAAUUCAAGUGCCAGCCAGUGGUGCUUAUGUACUGGGUUGAAGCACUUUUUUAAAAAAAAUUCAUUGUUAAUCUUUCAAAUUGGAGCAAGGCUUUUUAAAAGAUUAGACACUAGUUCUUACUUUUACAAUGCCUUAUUUGAAUGUUAACAUUAUAUACUUUAUAAAAAUUUGAACUACUAAACUUAUCACCAGACACACGAGUUUCAAUGAGAAUAAAAUUUAAGUACUGUGGCCGUUAUUUUGUCUUCGAUAAUUCACAAAGUUCACUCUACCCCACCUUUCUGCUGUGCUGACUUCUCCUCACUGGCUUCAUUCCAAUAAACUGCCUUAAAACAGUGCAUGGGCUGGUUUAGUUUUAGGUAAGUCUUUUAUCGUCUGGUAUGGUGUUGUAGCCACACUGGCUUUCAGAUACCUUUUGAGAGACUUGCACAAUCAAAGAGAAACGUUGAAGGAAGCUAUGAAAAUCGAGACACCUCCACUCCCAAAACAAUAGUAAUUUUGCACAUACAUCCAUUACUUUGAGAAAUGAAUAUGACAUUUUUCUUUAAUAAAACAAUUUCUGAACAGGUUCGUGUCACAGGUAAUGAUUGUAUCACUGCUGAGUGCAUCCUGCUAAACAAAUAAUGCUGUGGUAUCCAGUAUGAUUCAUGUACCGCACAGAAAUGUUGUAGCUGAACAUCAUGGUCAGGAGGAGUUAUUAUACUUUAGUUAAAAGAUAAUGAGAACAGUGCCUCAACCCAUUACCCUUUUUUCUGGAGUAUCACAAUCAAGCAAAAGGUGAGACUGGAAAUGGAAAAUGGCAGUAAUUGUUACCACUCAUAUUUCAGCCCUAAAGUCCAUCUGAAACAGGUUAAUACUGGUCAAAUUUCUGAACUCCAUCUGCUGAUUAUUUCCCCCUCCACUCCUUAGUUUUAUACAAUGGUAUUCCAGCAAAACAUUUUGAGUCCUCCUAGUUUAGGAAAAAACUGUCUUAUACUAACAAAUCAUUGUAUUUACAAAACUCAUGUGAAAGCAAAUUACUGUAAUACAGCACUUGCAACCAACAACAAAAAUAAAUUUGUAUUUUAAAACCUG